AUGGAUGGCAAACAUAUUGUUAUACAAGCUCCAAAUAAUACUGGAAGUGACUUUUUUAAUUACAAAGGCGAUUUCAGCAUUGUACUUUUAGGAUUGGUUGAUGCAAAUUAUAAAUUCACGUACGUAGAUGUCGGUUGUAAAGGAAGAAUAUCGGAUGGUGGUGUUUUCAAAAAUACGGGUUUCUAUGUUAAUCUUCAGCAAGGACAAUUAAAUUUACCUCAACCUACUGCGCUACCCGCGAGGAAGACACCAAUUCCAUAUGUCAUUGUUGCAGACGAUGAUUUUGCAUUGGAUAUGAAUUUAAUGAAACCAUAUCCCGGUCAACAUGACAAAAGAUCGAAAGAAAGAAUAUUCAAUUAG
Molecule: messenger RNA, 360 nt
Organism: Acanthoscelides obtectus
Lineage: Eukaryota; Metazoa; Arthropoda; Insecta; Coleoptera; Chrysomelidae
Source: the annotation of a GenBank genome assembly